AUGAAUGUGGUCGAAGAAAUCAAUAAAAGGGCGGAUAAAGAUGGUCAACAACCCUUGUUGUCAGACGUUUUAGGUACACCGCCUACAACUUUAGUCGGACAAACCCAUGCUGUGACGGAUUCUGAGUCGUAUAAAGCACGUAUUGAUGCUGUUCAUUUUGCUUUGGAUAACGAUGAUGGAGCACGUACCCGCCAUUAUGACAAAGCAGAUUUAAUCCUGAUCGGCGUAUCGCGUUCUGUUUGGUAUUCGAGUUGCAAACUACCCAUUAACCGAAGAAGAUUUAGACGAUAA
Messenger RNA from Oppiella nova, 291 nucleotides. Lineage: Eukaryota; Metazoa; Arthropoda; Arachnida; Sarcoptiformes; Oppiidae. The record is from the annotation of a GenBank genome assembly.